Messenger RNA from Lates calcarifer (barramundi perch), 3621 nucleotides. It is a transcript of the gene bmpr1bb, whose product is annotated as bone morphogenetic protein receptor, type IBb. Gene Ontology annotation, biological process: cellular response to growth factor stimulus; protein phosphorylation; BMP signaling pathway. Lineage: Eukaryota; Metazoa; Chordata; Actinopteri; Centropomidae. The transcript is spliced from 14 exons. Gene Ontology annotation, molecular function: SMAD binding; ATP binding; transforming growth factor beta receptor activity, type I. The coding region runs from base 642 to 2255 and encodes 537 amino acids. The record is from RefSeq and is a predicted model, not a curated record. Gene Ontology annotation, cellular component: plasma membrane; signaling receptor complex.
AAAAACACACCGUGAUACACUUUGGAAAACUCUGCCACGAGACGCAGGGGCACAGAUGCAAAUUAAAGAGAGCGUGGUGUAGUGUUCAAAUCAAGACGGACCGGGCUCGUGAGGCAUUAGAGCGAGAAGAAAACGAGAAAGACAAGUGCUGGAGCUCUGGCUGGGUACAGUGACAGGAUGCUUUCUGAUCUCCUGUGCUUCGAUGAUUCGGGAGAGGGCAGAGGGCAUUUAGAGUCGUACCUGUGAGUAAAACACCCUUGUGGAAAUGCACUGACAUCAGCGCUUUGCAUUUCAAACCCGCUGGGAAUCGAGGAGGAUGAGGAGGAUGUGGCAGUGACGGCGAGAAGAAGACGGGGUUUGCAUAGAUCGUAUCAGGCUGUCAGUGUGGAGUAGUGCUGGAGGCUGCGGGGCGGCUGUGUGCUGCGCUGUGAAGUUCCCUGGGAGUGCAGAGAGAGUCAGAGUGGCAGUCAGUCACAGAGAGACACUUGUACACAGAGCGUGGUGGUGGUGGUGGGGAGACUGGCGCUCUUUCACGGAAGGAUAUAAAAACGCAGCCUCGCACCUCUGCCCUCUUUGCGCAGGCGUCGCUCCUUGUGGCAGCACCUCAGGGAUUUCGAAGGAGGCGGGUCGGUGCUGGCGCGAUGGUGGCGGUGUGGUCAACUCAGGAGUGGGCCUGGCAGGCUUUUCUCCUGGUGACUGGACUGGCAUCACUGAGCCGUGGGUCUGAUGCCAACAUGUUGGAUACCAUGCUGCUGAAGAACGGACGGAAGGGGGGAUCAGAGCGAAAGGCAGAGGAGAGCAACAGCGCAGCCACAGUUUCAGCUCAGAACAUGCUCUGGUGCCACUGCUACCACCACUGCCCCGAAGACUCAGUCAACAACACUUGCAUGACUGAUGGUUACUGCUUCACCAUGGUGGAGGAGGAGGAGGGCGGUGUGGCUGUCCUCACUGCUGGUUGCUUAGGACUGGUUGGCUCUGAGUUCCAGUGCAGAGACAAUGUACGUUCCAGGAGAGCUCUCGAGUGUUGCACAGAUCAGGACUAUUGCAACAGAGACUUGCAUCCCACUCUUCCUCCGCUAAUGACGUCAGAUUAUGUGGACAGCAGUAUCCAGUACAUGGCUCUGUUCAUUUCAAUCACAGUCUGCAGCAUCAUCCUUGGUCUCAUCCUAGUCUUUUGCUACUUCAGAUACAAGCGCCAGGAGUCACAGCCCCGCUACAGUAUCGAUCUAGAGCAGGAUGAGACCUACAUCCCCCCUGGGGAGUCUCUGAAGGACCUGAUAGAGCACUCCCGGAGCAUCGGAUCUGGCUCUGGGUCAGGACUCCCUCUACUGGUGCAGCGAACUAUUGCCAAGCAGAUUCACAUGGUUAAGCAGAUUGGAAAAGGGCGAUAUGGAGAGGUCUGGAUGGGCAAAUGGAGAGGAGAGAGAGUGGCCGUCAAAGUCUUCUUCACUACAGAGGAAGAGAGCUGGUUCAGAGAGACUGAAAUUUAUCAGACCUUCCUGAUGAGACAUGACAACAUACUUGGAUUCAUAGCAGCCGACAUUAAAGGAACCGGCUCAUGGACUCAGCUCUACCUGAUCACAGACUACCACGAGAACGGAUCCUUGUAUGACUACCUCAAGUCCAACACCUUAGACGUCAAGUCUCUGCUCAAACUGGCCUACUCCUCCAUAUCAGGUCUCUGUCACCUUCACACUGAGAUCUAUGGCACACAGGGCAAACCGGCCAUUGCACACAGAGACCUGAAGAGUAAAAACAUCCUGGUUAAAAAGAACGGAUCCUGCUGUAUAGCAGACCUCGGGCUGGCUGUCAAGUUUAACAGUGACACCAAUGAAGUGGAUAUCCCUCCCAACCUACGCGUUGGUACAAAGCGCUACAUGCCACCUGAAGUGUUGGAUGAAACCCUGAACAGGAGCUACUUCCAGUCUUUUAUAAUGGCCGACAUGUAUAGUUUCGGCCUCAUCAUUUGGGAGAUGGCCCGACGUUGCAUCUCUGGAGGAAUUGUGGAGGAGUAUCAGCUGCCCUAUCACGACCUGGUGCCCACCGAUCCUUCCUAUGAGGACAUGAGAGAGGUUGUCUGCAUUAAGAAACAAAGGCCUUCAUUUGCAAAUCGUUGGAGCAGUGAUGAGUGUCUACGACAGAUGGGAAAACUGAUGUCGGAGUGCUGGGCUCACAACCCGGCCUCUCGCCUCACAGCCCUGAGGGUGAAGAAGACCCUGGCGAAGAUGUUAGAGACCCAGGACAUCAAAAUGUGACAGAGAGUCAAGAGAGAUGCUCUCAUCACCCAGAGACUUGUCACUGCCACUGGCACAGCGCCACUUACACUGGCCAAUAGAAGAAAAGGGAAAAAAAAGACUGUGAAUGAUAGGACAAAGGAAACUGACAGGGAGGAUGAGAGAUGGACAUAAUGGUUGACUGGGAGCCCGAAAAAUGAGAGGGGAAAGAUUUAUUAUGUCAGGGGAGAUCUAACCUCCCAUUGUCUUGAGUCACCUCUGCCUCAGACAAAGUUUUCAGGUUGUGCUUUCUGUGAAAGCUUGAGUGGUUGUUGGGUCCAGACUGUCCAGGUGGGGAGUUGGACAGGGGCCCUUUGCAGGAGAGGAGGACUGAAAUCCCUCUGCUCGCUUCAAUUCAGAGGAAGCUCCUCCUCUGCUCUUCUAAAGCCAUAUAGCAGUAUUCCAUGUGCAGUCUUUUGUACCGUCACAGCUGCCUUCAUGUUUUUCUUUGUUUGUUUUGUUUUGUUUUUUUGACUCAGUCACUGCAUGCUGUAAUAUCAUAGCAGACUGUAAACUGUGGUGGCCCUGAAGGUCAAAUCAAAAUUACAUUUCACAAAACACAGCGACAUUUCAAAAAACACAACAUUGCAGAAAACAUGAAAUGACAAAGGCUCACUUCAGCUCAGGCAAUAGAUUCAGUCAUAUUUUGCAAAUGGAUGAACAUAAAUGUAUCUUUUGUGGCAAUCAGAUGUUUAUUGAGAAGAUAAAACAAUACAACAAAGGUGUUUGUGUUUUCUUAUUUAUAAAAACUAAACCAUAAACUGGAUUCAAUUUCAUGAAAGUCCAAACUUCUCAGACUUAGGGCUAAAUUUGGAAUUGUGAAUGGCUAGAUCAGCAUCAUCUAAUCUAAUUGACUGAUUGAAUUGACUUUAUGGGAUUUUGCAGAACCUUUGAUUAAAUUCGUAAGCUAUAUAUGAAAGUCACUAAAAACACAAUGUAUUGUUACAGUGCUUUUAUUCAGUUAGUAUUGUCAUGACCUGGAUCAUGAGCCAUGAAAAAAGAGGGGGGAGAAACACGGAUUUGAAACUGAAAAUGUACAAUUUUAUUACUGAAACAAUAACCAAAACAUACUUCAGGAAGAAAUGGCUAUUUUAGCAUCAGACCAGUAGUCUCAUGCUCAGUAGUACAGAGGAUGCAGGUUCAACUCGCUAUGACGAAUUUGACGGUGCUUCGCCGUUUCCUCCAGGUAUUACUGUUAACUGUGUUGUGCUUCCUCCUGCUCAAUGAAAUCUGACACUUUACGUGCAGUCAUGUUGUGCCUCGGGAACGAGGAUCCUUGCUAACUUAUAGUGAACGCUGUGUGAUGUGUAAAAUUAAAGGUAAAACUGAAUAAAUGACUCAAAGCCGA